This is a messenger RNA of Sceloporus undulatus (fence lizard), 3100 nucleotides long. It is a transcript of the gene CCDC81, whose product is annotated as coiled-coil domain containing 81. Gene Ontology annotation, cellular component: centrosome. The transcript has 15 exons. The record is from RefSeq and is a predicted model, not a curated record. Lineage: Eukaryota; Metazoa; Chordata; Lepidosauria; Squamata; Phrynosomatidae. The coding region runs from base 232 to 2232 and encodes 666 amino acids.
UCUGCUCUUCUUCUCUCUCUCUUUUGGCCUCAAGCAACUUUUGGUUUCUUUUGCAUGGAUGAGGAGGGGAAAUGGGACACAGGGAAAUGAGGGAAAGGAUUUUAAGUUUUUAAAAUCAAGGGAUUAGGAAUAAUAAUAAUUGUAAUAUUAAUAAAAUUUUUGGAAUGUGACAGCCACUUUCUUCCCACUUCCAAACUUCCAAAGACAAUCCAGUCUAACCCGGAUGUGAAAAUGUUGGACACCAUCCAUGCUGCAAUCCUUGAAGGAGGCAGGAAUGUGUUCCUGACACUUCCCAAACUCACUUCAGAGGAGAUCCUUAGCAUCUGGGACACUGUUUCUGGGUUUGUUGAAAAGCAGCUUUCCAUGAAUAAGGGUGUCUUAAUACCAGGGCUGGGGACGUUUUCCUUCCUCCGACAAAAGUUUGAAGUUGGCGCUAGCCAGCCUCGUAUUGUACAGCGGCCUGUUUUCCUUCUGUCUGAGAAACUUGCACAGAUUCAUGGUCUGAAGUUGAAUAAAAUACACACUCCUGGUGAUAUCCCAGUGGUCCAUCUGAAUUUCAUUGUGUUGUCCCUGGAGGGCCCCUUUAACAGGGAGACUGUGGAAGGAUGUGUCCGUGAGACGCUCCUGUCUUUCUCGCGGUCCAUUGCCACCAAGCAGACGGUCGAGUUCACUUUCAAAGGAAUUGGCGUUUUGGUUGUUCGGGACAACAGGGUGAAAAUGAAGUUUUAUAAAGACUUUCUGCAGGCCAUGGAUGGAAGUGGUAAUCUUGUGAAAGCUCUUUCAAAUAGGCCUGGGACAGGAGAUUCAGUGUUAUCGGGUAGGAACAUUUCUUCUCCACAAUCACGCUGCAGUAGUGUUGUCAUGUUUCCAAGGAUUGAAGCAAAGGAAAUGGAAACCAUCACCGAAGAAAGUGAAAAGCCUGGGAAAGAAAAGGCUCAGACAGAGGAAGAAAAUAGCUGGAUGGAUGAGAGAAUAGCGGGGUUGUUCAUCACAGUGACUGAAGUGGAGCCUGACCAGCUGUUGCGUGCAUGCAUGUUGCUAUUUAUAUCACCAUGUGGCUAUCCUGAGAAACCACACACCCCUACUGACAAACUGCAUUUUGUGUUCUCUAGGCAACCAACACCUGUUCCAGAAUUCCUAAAGACAGAACAAGAAACCAGUGCUGCUCCUGUCCCUGUCCCCAGACCUCGGACUCCAUCUCCCAUUUGUCAAGAUCAUGGUAGGGCAGGACAGGAAAUGUGUUACUUGUGCCUGCAGCGUGCUCAAAGGAGCAUUCCUCUUCAGCUGAGCGAAGAACGGAGGAAGAAGGAAAAGGAAGAAGACCGGAUCCUGGCACAAUAUCAGGCCAUAAAAGAUCAGGAAGCCCUUCAGAAACAGCUGAUGCGAGACAUGAUGAGCCGAGAACAAAGCCAGAAAAUUGCAGCUUUUAACUUAGGGGUUGCUGAAGCCAUCAGGAGCCACAAAAAUGAAAAAUCUCCAGAUGCCUAUAAGUCCUGCAUUUUUGAGAAGAGGCCACCUAGUUCCACCCCUCAUGAAAAACAAGAGGCGUAUGCGCAACAGUUGGAGAAACAACUAAGUGACAAGGCAGCAAGGGAAAUGAAAGAGAAGCAGGACCAGGACCUUAUUGAACGCCUGGAGCUAAUGCAGCUGGCAGAAGAGCUAGCUGCCCAAAGAGCAAAAUUUCUGAAGGACCGGAUGGAAGAAAAGCAAUGUUAUAAGAGAGCGUUGGACACACAGAUAAAGAUGAAGCCAGCUCCUUUGCCGGAGUAUGUACCUGAUUCAGCUCAGGUCAUCUUUGGGAAGAAUGACAUGAGUAAUGAGAUAAUGGAGGAGCGAAGGAAACGAGCUCGCGAGUAUUACAAAUAUCAGUUGCAGGCAGCCGCAGACCACAGGCGGGCAGCAAUCCUCAGCCAGUUGGUCGAUCAGAGAAAAGCAGCAGAUAUGAUUCAGAGAGCGAGGAAACAGUGGAUGGCUGAAAAAGGAGCACGGAUUGAGAAGAUCUUCCAGAUGAAUGUAGCUUUGCAAGAAAACUGGCGGAAGAGUGCGGAAAUGAAAAGACAGAGGGAUUAUGAAGAGAAGCUCUUUCAGCAUGCCGGUGACAAACUCCUGCUACUGGACCAGUGUGAGAAGUAUCGCCGUUGCUACCAAUGCAAGAGGGGCAUAAACGGCUGUGGGGAACCCAGUGCAUGGACAGAUACGAAAUACGUCCCUGGAUCCCGGCUGGUUGUUUGAAACAGCUUGAUCUGCCAGUUUCUUUCUUCACUUCCUUUCAUCCUAUAAAAGACAUUGUUGAUAUUUUUCUAAAAAUAGAGGUCUAUUCACAUUGCUGUGCUUAUAAUUCAGUCCUUGCAAUUUCUGACUGAAGAAUGGCAUCCACUAGGUAUAUUUUUGUGUAGAAUUAUGUUAAGUUGAAAAAAAAUUGCAAGUAGUCUAAUAACAGAUAUCUUGCUUUGACACCUAGUAGAUUUGUGUGACUUGGUAUUUUGGGGAAGAGACAUACAGGUGGAUGGGAAAUGGGUAUCAUAUAGCAGCCUUGUGAGAUUGGCUUUGGUUUUUUUAAAAAACGUUAAUGGUAACCGUGUCACUACUGCGACUAAGUAGUAAUCGUGAAUGCACAACAACACUUUCCUAACCUACUUUACUGGGCAUUAAUGUGUGGGGAGAAGGUGGUCCAUUCUGCCACAAUUGGAUCACGGGUGAAUGAUGUUUCCAUCACUUGGAAGUUAAGUAUACUUAAAUAAAUAGCUGAUGUAGAAUGCCAAGCAAUUAUUUUAUUUUGAAUAACAAGAAGUAAAAGAAUAGCCUAAAAAACCCCAAAACAGAAUGGCAACAAUUUCUAAUUGCUCCUCUGUGAACAAAUAGAGAAGGCUAUUUUAAACUUCUUUCAAGAACUGAAUGAAGUUUUCUAUUCUGGGAAACAAAUCUGAGCAAAAUGCUAAUUUCCUAUCUUAACUGUUGGGCAAUUUCCCUCCUGAUUGACUUUGGUGUGUUUGAGGUGUAUCUGGAAUCAGUUUUCUUGACAAUUAAAUUAUUCCCUGCACAGAGCAAUUUAUGCGGUUGUAAGGAAUUUUUAUGAGAAUUUGCUGAAAACUGGACUGGA